Molecule: messenger RNA, 8062 nt
Organism: Hippopotamus amphibius kiboko
Lineage: Eukaryota; Metazoa; Chordata; Mammalia; Artiodactyla; Hippopotamidae
Gene: AKT3
Product: AKT serine/threonine kinase 3
Exons: 15
Coding region: 1696-2874 (392 amino acids)
Biological process (GO): protein phosphorylation
Molecular function (GO): ATP binding; protein serine/threonine kinase activity
Source: RefSeq, a predicted model, not a curated record
UUCAACUUAGUUCUUGAGGUUCUCUCUAACGUGAUUCAACUGUUACUAUUCAGUUCUUACACGCUGCAGCAUAAUUUCCUAACCUGUUGAAAAGUUUGAACUUGAUGUAGCAGAUGAUAGAGAACUGCUGGAGCGUCUUGAUGAGGAAUGUAACAUGAUGAAAUGGUUAUCUGUUCUGGAAGAAACCAUUCCUUUCUAUACCAGCCUUGAUAGUAUCAACAUUGGGUUAUAAAAGAACAACUGUCAGGAGAAUAUAUAAAAAACUGGAGGCCAAGAUAUUUCCUUUUGAAGACAGAUGGCUCAUUCAUAGGAUAUAAAGAGAAACCCCAAGAUGUGGAUUUACCUUAUCCCCUCAACAACUUUUCAGUAGCAAGUACUGAGGGAAAAAAAGAAGGAAAUAAGGAAGGAAACCAACCUUUCUUUGAGCAUUACUAUGUGCCAGGCCCUUUCACAUGUUAUCUCAUUUAAUCUUCACAACAACAUUCUGAGAAUGCCAGUUAAUGAAAACAGAACGACCAAAGCCAAACACAUUUAUUAUCAGAUGUCUCCAGUGGACCACUGUUAUAGAGAGAACAUUUCAUGUAGAUACUCCAGAAGAAAGGCAAGAAAAACAAAAGCAGAAAUAAACAAAUGAGAAUACAUCAAACAAAAGCUUCUACACAGUGAAGAGAACCAUUAACAACAACAAAAAAAGGCAACUUACUAAAUGAGAGAAGAUACUUGCAAAUGAUAUAUCCAGUAUGGGGUUAAUAUCCAAAAUACAUAAAGUGCUCUCACACAGCUCAACAUCAGGAAAACAAUCUGAAUAAAAAUAGGCAUAGAAUCUGAAUAGACAUUUUUCCAAGGAAGACAUACAGAGAGUCAACAGACCCAUAAAAAGAUGCUCAAAAUCACUACCAGGAAAAUGGAAAUCAACAACAAAAUGAGAUAUCACCUCACACCUGUUAGAAUGGAAAUUAUCAGAAAGAUAUGAAAUAAGUGCUGAUAAGGAUGUGGAGAAAAGUGAACCUUUGUACACUGUUGGCUGGAAUGUAAAUUGGUGCAGCCACUAUGGAAAACAGUAUGGAAGGUCCUCAAAAAUUAAAAAUAGUGCUACCAUCCAAUCUAGCAUGUUUACUUCUGGUUAUUUUUCCAAAGAGAAUGAAAACACUAAUUUGAAAAGAAGUAUGCACCCCUGUGUUCAUUGCAGUAUUAUUUAAAGUAGUCAAGAUAUGGAAGCAACCUUGGUGUCCAUCCAUAGAUGGAUAGAUAAAGAUGUGGUAUGUGUACACAAUGGAAUGUUACUCAACCAUAAAAAAGAAUGAAAUCUUGCCAUGACAAACUGGAUGGACCUGGAAGAAUAUUAUGCUAAAUGAAGUAAUGCAGACAGAGAAAGAUACCAUAUGAUUUCACUUAUAUGUGGAGACUAAAAAACAAAACAGAAACACUCAUAGAUACAGAGGACAAAUGGGGGUUGCCAGACAGGGAGGAUGGAAAAAAAAAAAAAAUUGUACCUAUGUGAUGUAAUGAAUGCUAAUUAGCUUUACUGUGGUAUUCAUUUCACAAUGUAUAUUUGUAUUUUUAAAAGAAUUUUAAAGUGCAGAGCAAAGAAAAAAUUAUUGAUAUUGAUAUAUUUUAUUACCAGCAGGCCUGCUAUAAAGAAAAUAUUUGUUCAGCCAGAAUAAAAAUCAUCGAAAUGGAAGCAAAGAUAUAAGAAUGAAACAAAAACAAUUAAAAUGGGAAGAAUGGACAGAAGCUAUCCAGGCCGUAGCAGACAGACUCCAGAGGCAAGAAGAGGAGAGAAUGAACUGUAGUCCAACUUCACAAAUUGAUAACAUAGGAGAGGAAGAGAUGGAUGCUUCUACAACCCAUCAUAAAAGAAAGACAAUGAAUGAUUUUGACUAUUUGAAACUACUAGGUAAAGGCACUUUCGGGAAGGUCAUUUUGGUUCGAGAGAAAGCAAGUGGAAAAUAUUAUGCUAUGAAGAUUCUGAAAAAAGAAGUUAUUAUUGCCAAGGAUGAAGUGGCACACACUUUAACUGAAAGCAGAGUAUUAAAGAACACUAGACAUCCCUUUUUAACAUCCUUGAAAUAUUCCUUCCAGACAAAAGACCGUUUGUGUUUUGUGAUGGAAUAUGUUAAUGGGGGAGAGCUGUUUUUCCAUUUGUCGAGAGAGCGGGUGUUCUCUGAGGACCGCACACGUUUCUAUGGUGCAGAAAUUGUCUCUGCCUUGGACUAUCUACAUUCUGGAAAGAUUGUGUACCGUGAUCUCAAGUUGGAGAAUUUGAUGCUGGAUAAAGAUGGUCAUAUAAAAAUUACAGAUUUUGGACUUUGCAAAGAAGGGAUCACAGAUGCAGCCACUAUGAAGACGUUCUGUGGUACACCAGAAUAUCUGGCACCAGAGGUGUUAGAAGAUAAUGACUAUGGCCGAGCCGUGGAUUGGUGGGGCCUUGGGGUUGUCAUGUAUGAAAUGAUGUGCGGGAGGUUACCUUUCUACAACCAGGAUCAUGAGAAACUUUUUGAACUAAUUCUAAUGGAAGACAUUAAAUUUCCUCGAACACUCUCUUCAGAUGCAAAAUCAUUGCUUUCAGGGCUCUUGAUAAAGGAUCCAAAUAAACGCCUUGGUGGAGGACCAGAUGAUGCAAAAGAAAUUAUGAGACACAGUUUCUUUUCUGGAGUAAACUGGCAAGAUGUGUAUGAUAAAAAGCUUGUACCUCCUUUUAAGCCUCAAGUAACGUCGGAGACAGACACCAGAUACUUUGAUGAGGAGUUUACAGCCCAGACGAUCACAAUAACACCGCCUGAAAAGUAUGAUGAGGACGGUAUGGACUGCAUGGACAAUGAAAGGCGGCCACACUUCCCUCAGUUUUCCUACUCUGCAAGUGGACGAGAAUAAGUCUCUUCUGCUGCUUCACUGUCAUCUUAGAUUUAUUACUGAAAAUGAUACCUGGACAUCACAGCAGUCCUCGCUCUUACAAAUGCAGGAGCACCUUCAGACAUCCCAGACCAGUCCAAGGUCUUCACCCCUCGCCGCCUUUCACCCACAUGAGAACACACAUAUACGCAGACAUACUCGACUUUUUGUUUUUGCAUGAAAUUGUAUCUCAGUCUAAGGUCUCAUGCUGUUGCUGCUACUGUCUUACUAUUAUAGCAACUUUAAGAGGUAAUUUUACAAUCUUUGGAAGUCAUGAGCCCACCAUUGUUCUUUUGUGCACCAACUGUCAUCUUUUGAUCUUUUAAUUUUUGUUUUUCCCUAACAGUGAAGGCUAAACGAUUCUAGGUACAUUUUUUAACUUUCUAGACGAUAAAUCAAAAACUAAUUAGACUAAGAAGAUUUAGUUUAUCAUUCAGAGCAAGCAGUUGGUGGAAGUGUGGUGAUGUGCAUAUGCAGAGUGUCAGUGCAGCACAGCAGGUCGGAGCCUGCAGUGGGUGUCCAUCAGGAGGAGCUGGCCGGUACCCACUAGGGAGCAUUUGAGAGAAGGACUGAGCAACCAUUAAGAUAGAUGUAUACAUUUAUAAGUUUAAAUUUCUGUUAGACACUGCAGAAGCAUCUUGGUAUUACAUGUGGAUGUCCAGAUUUCCUAGGCAGUUGUUGGCAAAGGAACAUUGUUCUACCAUGGAAGGAGGCAUAUGCACAGCAGAGUAGGUCGCUUAAAGGGUCUAUGAUAUGAUUUGCACCAGAGAGCAUUUUAUUUCCCCUGUGCUUGGAAGCCUUUUUCCCUUCUUGAUAUUAUCACCUCUGAUGGCUGAAGAAUGUAGACAGGUGUAAUGAUCCUGCUUUUCACCAAAAUUUGUACACCAAGGUAAACAGGUGUUUGCCUUAUUUGUGUUAAUUUUUUACUUUCAGUUCUACAUGAAUUAGCUUUUUCUCGGAUGUUAAAACUUUGAAUGUCCUUUUAUGAUUUUGUUUAUAUUGCGAUAGUAUUUAUUUUUUAGUGAUGAGAAUUGUAUGUCAUGUUAGCAAAUGCAGCUCCAACUUACAUAAAAUAGACUUACUGCAGUUUCUUUUGACCCAUGUGCCAGGAAUGUACAUGCCGAUGAGAAUCAUGCACUUUUUCUCCUGUGUAAAAAAAUUUUGAUGAGGCUCUGAAAUUGUACACAUAGAUUAGAAUUUGGCUUUAGGAGAAAAGAUGCUGUCAAUUAACCCCUUGGUGCUAAAAAUGAGAAAUCCCCAACUGUCCGUGCCAAGGGGUUGAAACAAAUGGAUGUUAUAUUUGCUCUUUUGAGAAUUGAAAUGUUAUGACAGCCUGGCAACAUAAUGUAAUGAAGAAAAUUGAGACCUGGAUGAUAAGAAAUGAACUUUACUUGGCAAAAUGAACACAUCUCAAGUAUUUAUGAAGUGGGCAGUAAAGGAUAUGGACCUGGUGUGUUUAUUCUGAUCAUGGUACAUUUAUCACUGAAUUAAGCCAUCAGGGAAAAAAACAAGACAAAAAAGAACACCUCCAACUUUUCUUUUUCUGUAUAUACUCAUGUCCUCAAAUUCCAACAUUUCUCACUGAAAGGGGACAUGUAUGCAAACCUCAUCUUUCUCUUUCAUUAAUGAUGAUCUUCAGAUUAAACCCUUUGGUGCUAGGAGCUGACAUUUUCCAAAGCAGCCUAUGAAGUCCAGGGGGCAGGGGGCCCUUGUUGCGGCACGCAGGAGGCCUCCCGACUCCAUGGAGCCAUCGUAGAGAUGUAUUUUAGUUGAACUGUCUUGACAGCUCCCAAAUGGAAGACUACAUCAUGACGUAGUGUUACGAUUGCAUUGUAUGAAAGAGCAAGUGACUCUCUAAGUAGGAUGAAUCAUACUCAUAUGCAGAUGUCUUAGCCUCUUGGCGCUGGAAGUGUGGGUUUACAGAUAUGAAACCACUGCUGGCGGUGGGUGGACCACUGGGACUGACAGGGGGUUAAAGGGCAUUUUACUAAGGCAGCUAAGACAUAUUUAGACAUAGAUUUUAUCCUAAUUUUUCAUAUUUCUACCUGAGUGAAGUUCAUCCUUAGUACUAAGUAGGAAGUUACAGCAAAUGAUAGUUCAUCCUUACUUACACACAUAGCUCAACUUUUUUUUUUCACUUGGAAUUAUGUUGAAUGUUUCACUUUGACAAGAAAGUAGACUAGAAGGUAUGUCCUGUAAGUUGUCUUGCAUCCAUUAUAUAAAGAGAAACAGGUGAGAGGAAGAGAGGAAAGCUGAGGCCGGCUGGUGUUCAGAGCAUUCAUUUCUUCAGAGGGAAGGUAUGAUACCAUGCACUAAGCACACAGAUAGUUUUGGGUUUUGUUUUGUCUUUUUUGUUGUUGUUGUUGUUUUUCGUUUUUUUUUUUUUUUUUUUUUUAUUCAAAUCUUAAGGUGAUUUCCAUGACCUUGGCCAAGGACACGUCCUAAGGAUUAAUGAUAACGUUGACUGUGCCCUAGGCUGCCCACUCCACACAGCUGGCUCUCCGCCCCCAGCUGGUGCCCGGGGCCUAGUCCCGUAUCCCCUGUGAGAUUCCGUUAGCACCACACAGCGUGUUUUGUUGGCUUUGAUUUUGAGAAUCCCUUACUUUCACUCCCUGAUCACAGUCAGCUGGCGUGGAAAAACAAUAGAAAAACAGAAAUGUGUGUAGAAGGAGAUUCUAAAACGUCCCUCUUCUCUGCCCAUAGCUGAAGUUUUGGAUUCUGGCAAAUGGAAAGGCCUGGACCUGGAGUCACUCUGUCAGAAUAGCAGGAGUUCAGGCUUUGCAGACUCCUUCCUGUACCAACUUUCUUGAAGUCUGCCUCUUGCCAUAAUGCAGCCAUCUUGGAGGAACUUGGCCGUCUCUGCUUGGAUCUUUGGCAGGGCUGCUCGCAGCUUUGCUUUCCACACUAACUACAUAGCAUUAUUCCAGUGUUUUCCAUUUUCCAUACCUGAUUUCCAGCUUCUUAAAGCUGACUGUUCUUGCAGGGGCCACUUGCUUCUCUUAGAAUACAAAGUAAGGGCCUUCCUUACUAACUGCAGGGUCUUUCUAUUACACCUCAGUGUACACACUUUGCUGCUACUGUUUGUACUGUCUACAGUAGAAUUUCCUUAUCUUGCUCCUGGUAGUGCAUUACAGGCAAGCAUGAAAUGUAAAGUAUUUAUUUAAAUAAAAAGAAAACCUCUAAAUUGGUAAUUGAAUUACCUCCCUGUAGCUUUAUAGUUUGUGACAUUUCUUGACCUUGCUAGCUCUUUCAUUAGAUCCGCGUAAGAUCUAGUCAUCUGGUUAAGGAUUUUAAGCAGACGCAACUAUGAACCCAAGAAACUGUAUUACUGUUGGUCAUACGAAAACUGUUUAUUUCCUUAAGUAUAUGGCCCACAAGGAUGUGAAAUAACUACAAGAAACUGUUUUGUACACUGUACAUCCUUAGUAUUUUUACACGUCUAUGAUAGGGUGCACAUUAUUUCCCUCCGUGCAGACAGCUUAAAUAAAGCACUGUGUCAAUCUGCUACUUCUCUGUUUAUUGUUGUUGGAUGUGGUUCUGUAAUCUCAGAAAAUUAACUAUUAUUAUUUUCUAAAAAAAAAAAAUUAAUAGCGCCACCCGGUAUUAACCCAUUCUCUAUAAAAUGUGACAGGAAAGUAUGUAAAUUUCUUAUAGCUCAAAACACACACAGGAUUAUUUUAUGACUUCAAUAAAACGGCAGUAGUGCAAUUGUACAAACUUUGAUGAAGAGCUGCUUCCAAAGUGGGGAAUGCUGACUUCUCAACAGUGGGUUUAGGAGAGAUCUGUGAAGCUGGAGAUAGACUAGGUCUUUCUGGAGAUCUGUUAAGCCCCUGAUAGUCCUCACACCAGGUGGUUUGGACCCAGAAUUCUUAAGGAGUGUAGCUCAUCAGUAAUGUCUUCCUGAUAAUGUGUUGCUCUGCAUACUUCCUUUCUUAGAGUAUAUUUUUAAAACUUCAUGGCAAAUUAACCAACUUAGACAUGGGUAAUAGAUGGGUAGGAUGGUUAGACUACAGUCUGAUUUACCUAGGGUCAUUUUGGAUGGGGCCUUUUUCUGAUUUUACCUCAUAAACCUACUAUUGUAGAAACUUGGCUUUGCUCCGGUGACUAAGCCGGAUAGAGGAACGGCUUUGGGACCAAAGUUGGUCAAGCACGUAUGUGUCUGUCACAGCCAAACUGGAGGGCAUCCGUACGUGUGCCCUUCUCUCAAAACCACUGGGGUUGACAGAUCCAGGAGGCUAACAUAAAGUGACCUCUAUAAUUCUUUAAAGGUGCUAUUUUUAGAAUAUUGUGUAAUUUAUUUACUGUUCCUGAAACAGAAUUAGGGACAAUUAAUAUAUCUUAUGUGACAACCUUUAUGUCUAGCACAUUUGAUGAAAUCAAAAAAACUUCUGAAUCUGAAUAGAAGUUCUGUUCUUUCAGGCUUGAACCUUGACCAUGCUCAAGAGACUCAAAUGGUCUUUGCUGGUGUAUCAUCCCACAGCCUCCAGAGCCUAAUCCACAUCCAUUUUAGAGGCCGUGAGGAGGAGGAGGAGAAGGAGGAGGAUGUGAUGUGAUGAUGAUGCUAGAUCUGUGCCAGGGAGACCGGCCUGGGGUCAGGGACUUGUCCCAAGUGUAGCCUUGCUGUCAGUGUUCCAUUGUCAUCCUCAAGGACAACACAACACUUUCAGUGCCCAUUUUUAUUACUUUGAAGCAUUUGAGGGCUUAACUGUGUAUAGCAGAAAUACUAUUUUAAACUAAAGUGAUCUGUGUACAGAUGUUUGAUAGAACUCUAAGUAAAUUUUGUAAUUUCACUGAGUACAUGUUUAGGCUCCUCUCAAUUACUGCAUAUUGAAGAAAAAACAUGACACCACCAAGCCAAAGAUGCUUUUUGUCUGUUUUUGUUGUUAACAGAGUGGAGAGGAUAAUACUUAGUGCUUCCUGGUGUCUUCUGAUUGUGCACAAAUUAGCAGGAUGAUAAAUAAUGGAGUCUUAUGGGGUGUUGAUUAAAAGCAAAUGAAGUUGAAGGAUAAUAUGUAUAGAUCACCAAGAGGGAAAGAAACAUGAAUGGCAGGAAAAAGGUUUUGUCCUUAAUACCCUUUAGCCUAGUUAAAAUGUGCCUUUUUUUGGUGGUUUUUUUUUUUUUUUCCAUCACUACAAGAUAAAAAGGAAACAUUUCCAGUCUUUAAAAAAU